AUGUCAGAAGCGAACGAUUACGUCACUCUGAUAUCAGCGGAGGGAUUUGAGUUCGUGAUAGAGCGACGAUGUGCGCUCAUGUCAGGAACAAUCAAGGCGAUGCUCUCUGCGACUUUCAUGGAGUCGCAGGAGAAUACCGUGACGUUUCCUGAGAUCUCAACUCCUAUCCUCGAGAAGGUUGUAGAGUAUUUCUACUACAAGGUGCGAUACGCACAGAGCAGCGACAUUCCAGAGUUCAAGAUAGAGCCAGAGAACGCUCUCGAACUGCUCAUGGCGGCAAAUUUCCUGGAUGCUUAA
Messenger RNA from Guillardia theta CCMP2712, 297 nucleotides. RefSeq lists its product as hypothetical. Gene Ontology annotation, cellular component: elongin complex. Gene Ontology annotation, molecular function: protein-macromolecule adaptor activity. The coding region runs from base 1 to 297 and encodes 98 amino acids. Lineage: Eukaryota; Cryptophyceae; Pyrenomonadales; Geminigeraceae. The transcript is spliced from 3 exons. The record is from RefSeq and is a predicted model, not a curated record. Gene Ontology annotation, biological process: ubiquitin-dependent protein catabolic process.